UAAGGCUCUGGCCACAGGCCGCCACACCAUGCUGCUGCUUGCCUUUCGCAGCUUCUUCUUCAUCGCCGUCAUCCUCGGCUACAGUACUGGCAUCUGGCGACUGAUUAACGACUACUUCCGGCGCGAGUUCCAGUCCUACCUGGAGGUGGAGGCGCAGACGAACCAGUACCUGUUGCGGGACCCGCCAAAAGCGGUGCUGGCGCCGGAUGCGCCCGAUAAGCAGCUUCCAGUUGGGGGCCGGCAACUGGUGCCGUCGCCGCCGCCAACACCACCACCACUGGACGGCAACCAUCAACAGGUGACAGAUUCGAUUAUGGCACUUUUCGAACCCAUCACCCUCGACGCGGACGCGAACGUCGAUCGGAAAGUUAGUAGUAACCGGCAGGAAGGUACCGUUGGCGGUGAUAAAGGGCCACCGGAAGCUGCGACGCAGCGGGUAGGGCAGGACGGGACGCUGCCAGUAACGACGGCCGUUGUCGCCGCAGCAGAAGCCACCGAUAUCCGGUCCCGGAACGGGAAGCAACCUUUGGCCGAAGAAGACGACGACAGAACAGGGCGGAAAGGGACGAUGGAACAGGAAAAGCAGGAGCAGGAGAAGGAAGAGGCGGAGGAGCAGGAUAAAUGGAUUUCGUACUGGAGCGAGCGGGGACGGCGAGCAGGCGUACCGGUGGAUGAUAAUGCGAACGCUUACUGUACGGUGCCGAGCCGGCCCGACUCCUACGCGGAAACGUUGGCUGGUGCCGUGACCAGGAUGCGGGAACGAACAGUAGGCGGCGACGCGCUCGGAUGCGAUUAAACCGCAAACGCACCGAGUGCGUUGGCUAGCCGUAAUCAAAUUAAACGUGCCUAACGUGACAUUUAGUUUGUUUGUCUUUUUUGUAAGGAAACGGGAAAGAAGAAGCCAAAGUGAAAACAAGCAUAGCGGAAUAAAAAUAAACUAAAACAGACUAGAA
Messenger RNA from Anopheles arabiensis, 953 nucleotides. RefSeq names its product histone-lysine N-methyltransferase EHMT2-like. The transcript has a single exon. The coding region runs from base 29 to 796 and encodes 255 amino acids. NCBI's taxonomy places the organism in Eukaryota, Metazoa, Arthropoda, Insecta, Diptera, Culicidae. The record is from RefSeq and is a predicted model, not a curated record.